Messenger RNA from Acyrthosiphon pisum (pea aphid), 750 nucleotides. RefSeq names its product prostaglandin G/H synthase 1-like. Gene Ontology annotation, cellular component: neuron projection; cytoplasm. The transcript has 2 exons. Gene Ontology annotation, molecular function: peroxidase activity; heme binding; prostaglandin-endoperoxide synthase activity. The record is from RefSeq and is a predicted model, not a curated record. Lineage: Eukaryota; Metazoa; Arthropoda; Insecta; Hemiptera; Aphididae. Gene Ontology annotation, biological process: response to oxidative stress; cyclooxygenase pathway. The coding region runs from base 1 to 750 and encodes 249 amino acids.
AUGUCGACGCUUUGGGUACGUGAACAUAAUCGAGUGUGCGACGAGUUGUCACGGAAGUCACCGUCGUGGACGGACGAACAACUAUACACCACGGCCAGAAAGGUUGUGACCGGUCAAAUGAUGACCAUCAUGAUGAAGGAAAUCCUAAAUGUGGAACUCAGACCGGAAGUAAACCACCACCGAAUGGAAAACAUCAGUGGUUCCGGCACGCCUAUUGAACUGUAUUUGACGAUGGCUGUAUCAAGUCUGCCGGAAAACCAACAAGUUUCGGAAGCUGGCUUAAAAGACGCCCUGAAAUUUAUGGGGAAUUCAAAGAUCGGCAUGUUCACAGCCCACAACGACGAUGCCUUGACGGAAUACCUUACAAGGACACUAAUGACAAUCUCGAGAGAACAUUGUAUACAGGGUUUUAAUAACUACAGAAGGCUGUUAGGGCUGCCUGCUUACAAUAGUUUUUUCGAUCUGACCGGAAACAAUGAAACCGCAACUGAAUUGAAAAAUCUGUAUAGCACCGUGGAAGACGUGGAGUUGUUAACCGGCGUAUUGACGGAAAGAUCCAUUUCCGGAGUUCUACCCACAGCCAAAGUCUUGUCGAAUAGUUUUGUCAUUACCGCAAUCUUGACAAAUAAUAUCACCGCCAAACACUCGUGGGUACCAGACACGUUCGGUGAUGUAGAAUUAUUUAAUUUAGUUAAGUCAGCUAGUUUAAAGUCAUUGGUGUAUCGUAACGUAGACGUGAAUCGUGACUAG